AUGCCUAGCGUAUCAACAAUUCUGAAGGGCAUCUUCGUCCUGGCCCCCCUUGUGGCUGCCGCUCCCGCAAACUAUGCCCGCCAGGAGGCCAGCUCUGCGUCAUCUGCGUCUGCUGCCGCUGGGACAAGUAAAGCCGCUACCUCUGCCACCGCAGCGGCACCAGCAGCAGCUGCUGCAACAUUGAGCGAUGUCGACAUCCUCAACUUUGCGCUGACUGCUGAGCAUCUCGAGUCGACAUACUACAAGCAGGGUUUCGCAAAGUUCUCCAUGCAGGACUUCAUGGCUCUCGGUCUGACCGAGGGCCAGGUCAAGUCUUUGAUGGGAGUUGGUCAGACUGAGGCUACUCACGUCACAACGCUCAUUUCCGCCAUCGCUGGAGCAGGCGCAAAGCCCGUCGAGCCCUGCACGUACAACUUCGACGCCGCCCUGACAAGCGCCGAUUCCAUGGUCAAGACUGCGCGUGUCCUCGAGGCUGUUGGUGUUUCCGCUUACCUCGGAGCCGCUCCCCUUGUCAACUCGUCCGACGUCCUCGCAGCCGCUGGUUCCAUUGUUACCGUCGAAGCCCGUCACCAGGCUUUCAUCCGCAUGGCUUCCGGGGCUGAGCCCGUUCCUGCCGCUUUCGACACUGCCCUUGGACCCCGCGCCGUCUUCACUCUGGCGGCUCAGUUCAUCAAGUCCUGCCCCGAAGGUUCCAACCUCAACAUCCAAGCUUUCCCCGCCAUUGCGCUCCAGAACCCCGAGCAAGUGGCCGUUGGCCAGGCCCUCAAGUUGGCGGAUCCUACCAAGCCAGAAGGUGCUCAAUUCUGCGCCUUUGUUGCUCCUGGUGGCAACCAGUUCAUGCCCAUUACGGAUGGCAAUUGCAUCGUUCCCCAAGGUCUUCAGGGAGAGGUCUACAUGAUGCUCACCAAGACCAAGUCGGUCGUCGACGACCAAGUCCUUGCCGGCCCCUCCGUCAUCCAGCCCUCGUAG
Messenger RNA from Cucurbitaria berberidis CBS 394.84, 969 nucleotides. RefSeq lists its product as uncharacterized. The record is from RefSeq and is a predicted model, not a curated record. Bases 1 to 969 code for a protein of 322 amino acids. The transcript has 3 exons. NCBI's taxonomy places the organism in Eukaryota, Fungi, Ascomycota, Dothideomycetes, Pleosporales, Cucurbitariaceae.